Myxocyprinus asiaticus (Chinese sucker) is the source of this 8986-nucleotide messenger RNA. Its product is annotated as basic helix-loop-helix domain-containing protein USF3-like. The transcript has 8 exons. Gene Ontology annotation, molecular function: protein dimerization activity. The record is from RefSeq and is a predicted model, not a curated record. Bases 296 to 7444 code for a protein of 2382 amino acids. NCBI's taxonomy places the organism in Eukaryota, Metazoa, Chordata, Actinopteri, Cypriniformes, Catostomidae.
CAGUUGUAUGCUAGGUCACAGAUGGAGUAAAUUGCCUAGGAUCAACAAAGUUUAGAAGGGCUUAUCGUCAGUCCAGAGGAUGGACAAGCUAUCGAACAACACAGGUAGUUUCAGUCUAAGUUCAAAGCUAACAAGCUACGCCUGCUAGCCAGUCCAGUGUUAUGGAGCUUCACAUGUACUGGUUACAGUUUUUUAUGAAGCGUAGAGGUGCCUGGAUCUGUGGUCUCCAACAUUACUGAGCUCACACAUAUGAUAACUGCAUACUUAAUGCUGAAGGCUGUAAGAGUGUGCCAGGAUGCCGGAGAUAGUACAGAGUCAGACAAAUAACCCUAAACUGCCACGGCGGAAGAAAAACAAGGAGAUUCAUAAUGCAGUGGAAAGGCACCGUAAAGAGAAAAUCAAUGCUGGUAUCAAUCGGAUUGGAGACCUUUUGCCUUGCUCUCAGGCCUUGAAACAGAGUAAAAAUAUGAUUCUGGAAGAGGCUUUUCGUUACAUCACUGAGUUAAAACGACAAAAUGAUGAAAUGCUGCUUAAUGGGGGAGAAAAAGGCCAAGCAGAGGAGAUAGAGCGAUUACGGCGCCAGCUGGAGGACCUACGCAAGGAAAGUGCUCAUUACAUUGAGCUCCUCAAAGCUAACAGCAUCAAUUUCCUGGAUGACCCCACUAUACACUGGAAAGGGAAGCAGCGCUGUGCAAAAGUAGCCAAAGUAACUCCGACUCAUUUGAUGUCAAAGGGAAUAAUUGUGUACUCCAGUAGGAACACUUCCUGUCCCACAAGCAAAGUUUCCAUUCCACCAAGUCCAGUUUCUCACCUUGAUAAACAACCAGCAAAUGCUGUAAUGGUCCAACCAUCAUGUGAUAUUUCAUUGGGCACAGGCCAGACUCUUAGUAUUACAAAUGCAGCACCAUUAAGCAAAGUUAUAGUCUCCUCUGCAUCUGCCAACAUACCUGUAGCAACUCUUAUUCCUGCUGUGUCCAAGCCAUGUCUCACAGUGGUGGAACAAUAUUCUCCUUUGGCACCGAUUACGCCAAGAUUGAACCCUCCUAUGAAUUAUCUUACACUUCAAGGUUUAUGUCCCCAACCUGCGGUCAACACACCGCUCCCACCACAAUGUCAACCAGAUAACCCAACCCCCAGUCUCACUUCUGCAACCAGUCCAGCUAUGCCUCUCAGACUUAAGCCUAUGCUAAGCCUAUCCUCACUGCCUCAAGUUGUGAUCAGUAACUCAGUAGUUCCUGCUGCUGCCUCCACUGUACUCCCGCAAAAUUCUGAAAUCCCAUCUGUAUGCCCCAUAUUACCAGCAAACUCUAACCUUCUUAGAACCAGUGCAACUAGCAGCACUCAGACUACAUGGACAACACUACAACUGGCUGGAAAUACAGUUCAACCUGUCUCCCAGGCAUUGGUCACAGAUGGUGCCAGCAUUAAACCGAAUCCUCAGCACCUCUCUGUAUGUUCAGUGGGGACAAAACAACUGGAGGAGCCCGUUUCUCUCCAGUUACAACCACAGGUUCCGAUGCAACUGCAAGCACCAACACAAACAUAUAUUCCUAUUCAGCCAUCUAGGCCUAGACCUCCUCAGCUAUAUUCAGCAGUUGUUCCACGCCCUCAGACAGCAGUAGCUGAACAGUCUUCACUUUUAUCAGUGCCAGCUAUUGUGUCCCAAGCUGUAGUUGUCCAACAGCCAUCUGUUGAACAACAGCCAGUCCAUUUAACCCAUCCACAAUCAGCUGUUCAGGCACAACCAGCACUAUUACCAAAACCUCAACUUAACUCUGCUCCGAUGGCCAACUCUAUACCCACUAUAGAACCUAAACUUCAGAUUCAGGCUGCUAUGCCAUCUCAGCCUCAUUUGCAACCUACAGUAGUGCCCCAAGCCCAGUCUGCCAUUGUGCCUCAACUGCAUCUCAGUGUGGUGCCUCAAGAUCAGCCAGUCAUAAAUCCACCAACUCAACCUGCUCUUGUGCCUCAGCCUCAAGCUACCCCACUGCCAUUGUUACAGACAAUGCAGGUAUUGCAGGUGAAUUCAGACGAAAUGCCAGUUGCUGUGACAUCCUCUCCUCAAAAUAAUGCACAUGUUGUUAUUCUACAACAGGGAAGUUCAUGUACAGCACCACAGGCUCUCAGAGAAGAUAUGACCAGUCAGACACCCUGCCAGCACAUUGUCAUAAUUCAGGCACCUGCUUUGACACCUGCAUCACAGAGCCAUCACACUGCCAUUGUUUCAACUCCAACCCAGACUUUUUCAAGUCAGAUGAACACUUCACACCCUACCAGUGCAACUAACAUGCAGGCAUCUGGGACAAAGCAGCUGGUACACAUUCUUCCACGCCCCUUAACGCAAUUGCAAGCACAAGCUCCUCAGACUAUCACUGUGAAUGGACAAGUUUAUGUUUUGCAGUCGGCAAAGUCACCAGAUAAGGGGAAAUCUCAGCAAUGUAGUCAAAGUGUGACUCAAAUCCUUCAGCCAAGCUGUGAGGAACCCACCUCCAGUGUUGCCAUGAAUUGUUUAGGUGCUCUAACAAGUCUUAGUCAGAAUAUUUCGAAGAUCUCAAGUAAAAGCAAUGUGCAAAUAUACACGAUUACUCCACCUUCGUACUCUACUGUGCAACCACCUCCUCCAGUGUGUGGUUCAGAUGUCAGCACUUGUGCUGAAACUAUUUUUUCCACCUCUGUUCCUAUACCAUCAACACCUACUGGCAGUGCAGUUAAAAUCCUGCCAAAGAAAGGUAGUGUGACCUCUGGAAACCAAUCCAGACAAACCUCAGUCAGAAGAACCAGAUUGGUUAAACGAAAAGAACCAAAACUUGGGCGAAGUUUGCAGAGAAUUGCUGCAAAAAGUAAAGCGUUUGUUUCAAAUGAUGCAUGUUCUGAGUCAUCCACUGUAGCGACAGAUGUUGAUUCAUUGAAUUCUGUAGGUAAAUAUAUGGUUAGGCAUGAUAGUAAAACUCAGAGUGUACCUACCCCAAUUAGUGUCAGUUCUACAUCCAGUAGUUCUGUGGUCAUUAGUGUCAGUUCCUCCAGUGAAAAAUCAGCAGACAAUUCUGCCUCAUCUUCAGUAAAUGGCAGUGAAUCUAUUGUCAAGCCCUCUUUGGCUGGUGGAGAAAUUUCAAAGACCAAAGCAAAAUCCAUCAGUGUUGUCCCCUUGCAUAACAAUACAACAUUUAGCAGUGUUAGUUCAACAGUAAAUUCUACUCAAGGUAGUGUAGUUAUUUCUUCAAGUUGUGACCGCUUAAAUAAAGGCAUAUAUACUCCAGAUACUGGGCCCCAGCUUAAUUGUUUAGCUGAUAGUGUUGCUCUCUCUUCACAAUGUAGCACUGUGGACACUGUUGCAACUUUGUCAGUUACCUCAUCAGAAGGUAAUGUUAACGACAUAUGCAGCGUGUCAUUUUUUAGUGAAACUGCCAGUCAAAAUGAGGUGACUGCCAGUAAGGUGUGCUCCAGUAAUGAUGGCAGGUCAACGGACUCAAAACCUAGUUCCAUUCCACUGACCACGGUAAGCUCUUCUCAAAACAACUCAAUAGUUAAAUCUGUUAAUUCUGUACGUUGCCAGCCCCCUGUAUCAAGUGAUGUAUCCACACCGAGUAGACAGUUUGGACCUAUAGAGAGUGAACCAACAGUGUCCAUCAUGCCAGGUCAGAGUAUUUCACAAAUUCAAGGCAAGUUUGCUAGAAGAGAUGAGUUGACUACCUCUUCUCAAAUUCAGUCAUCAUUUAGUGUAUCCUCAACUUCAACUCCUUGCUCAGACACCACUAUGUCAACUGCACCUGUUCAGCUUCCAGAGGCUUCAGACCAUUUCAAAUCCCUAAAACGAACACCUGCAAUGAAUAUAUCUGUGGCAGCCACUAACCAUGGAACUUGUUCAGACUUCAAGCUGACUGAGUCAGGUUUAAAUACACAACCUGGCAAGGAUGGACAGUGUGUAAGUGCCACAGAGAAACAUGUGACAGAAGUAGGUGCCUUUGCUCAAAAAGACAUAGUUCCUCCACAGCAGGAAUGUACAAUGGACAAUGAUUCCUUUGAGCCUCCAUUGGGAAAUAGUAGGCAGACUGAUUCACCUCUGGCAGGAGGUUCAGGUGGCAGAGGCUUUUCUGUUGCAUCAUUGCUCCCUGCAGGCCACAACAUCAGUGCCUCUGCAAGUACAUUUGGCGCAUUCACUUUCACUUCUGAACAGGCGGAAAUAUUAGCUAUGGCUGCCAGAGCCAUAUUUGAACAGGACAGCCCAGGCAAGAGGGCUGCUGCUGGUUGCAGUGUUGACAACCCAAGUACUGCUGCUACAGGGUGGGACCUUCCAAAAAUGCAGCCAACCCCUUCUAACAAGGAGAGCAUGACCGACCAACAGGUUAAACUGACAAAGCAGGCUGAUUUAGCCAUGUCAAAAACUUCACCUCAGGUCUCUGGUCGAGGUCCUCCAGUUGAGCAUUUGGCCAGUGACACUGUUGGCACCAGACUUCCACAGACAACAGCUUACUCGCAGUCACAGCCUACUACUGUCACUAGCCUUAAUGUUAAUAACCUCAUCAGACCAAGCUCCAGCCAACCUUAUACAGGAUCACCUAAUCUUGCACAACAGGUCUCUGCUCCGUCAUCCAGGGAAGCUUCCAUUAUGGUGUCUCAGUCUUCCUCUCAACUUCCCCCAACCUGUUCUGGCCCUGUUCAACCCAAUGAAUAUGCCCCUUUGAAGAAUGCACUGAUGCGAACUCAUGUCAGUGUUGGAAUGGUUGAACGUCAUCAGAAGGAUAUGCCAAAAAGGUCUGCCCAAGAUGACCUUAUUCUUCCAAAUAAGCGUUCAAAGCCAUGCCCAGCAGGGAAUGUUGCAAGAGUAGAUAUGAAGGCUACAGAUCAUGUCCAGAUGAUGGUUGCUCAGAUGUCCUCAAGUACUUCUACAGUUAUGACAAGGAAUCACUCUGUUGGAGUUGGAGCUCUGUUUUCUGGUAAUAAUUUCAUGAGCACUGUUCUCCGCCCUACUGAAGGACACUGCUCUACCCAGGUGCCAACACAUGAACAAACUCAGCCAAGUGUGGUGCACCUCCAGCAAGGGCAUGCACAACAUAGCACUCCACAGUCUGGGCAGAACUUAGGUGGAAACCUCUACCACAAACAUCAGCAACAGCAAGAACAAAGGCACCUUUACCAGCUUCAGCAUCACCUCACACAGCCAGAAUCUCAGAUCCAUAAUAUUCAUCAGAGGAACCUGCUGCAAGACCAGCAUGUGCACAAAAAGAGAGUUGUACGUGGUGGGCAGACAGGACCAACUGUUGGUCUGCAGAAGCAACACCAUUUGGAAAAGAGUGGCGUGCAGCAGCAACAUCAACAACAACAGCAGCCUCCUCCGCAACACCAACAACAGCAUCAGCAUCAGCAACAAUCCCAGCAGCAUCAGCAGCAACAACAGCAGCACCAUCAACAGCAGCAGCAAUCACAGCAACAGCAACAAAAAGCACAACAGAUUCAACAGCAGCAGCAAUCACACCAACAGCAGCAGCAAAUGGCACCACAGAAUUCACACUCGCGUCAUCAGCAUCUUCAACAGCAGAUUCAGCAACAACAGCACUUUGGGGCUAGACAGGACAAAAAUUGUGAGGCCCAACAGGCAGGUCAGAGGGCACAUCAAAACAACCACUUGGGUCAGCCAGAGCGUCCACCUGGUCAGGAUCAUGGAGCUAUGCAAAGACUAAUGGGGUCUCGGUCAUUGGAACAGCAGUUGACAUCCCAGGCUAGCAAUUCUGUUUCUCGUUCCUCAGAUCUUGCUUGCACUCCAUCACGUCAGGAGCGCCAACGUCUCUCUAGUUAUUCAGCAGAGGCUCUUAUAGGGAAGACUCCCGCUACUGCAUCUGGUGAACAACGUAUGGGAGUGCAUCUGCAAGCACCUCGAAACAGUGCACAGGACCAGUCAGAAUUACGAGGCUAUGUAGACUCGUCAUGUGGUAAAGGAAAUAUUGCUCAUAAUUCUCAGAGUAGACUCCCCCCAGACCAUGCUAAUACCACAGACACACAGAGAAUACCAGAGUGUGGACCUUUCAAGACUCUGGUUAGUGGGCAUCAGCUAAGUAACUAUGAAGUGCAAGUGUCUCGGAGUGGUGACAUGUCCAGCAAGUCUGUACCCCAGAUGCACAGAGGUCCUCAGUCACAAGCAGGAUUCAGAAUGGGUACUGGACCCAUAGGUGAUGGGCGUGCACGUGGGACAUAUUCAGGUCCACAUCCUGCUGCUCAAGGUGUGCACAUUGGAGCCGGGUUGACAAGAGAGCAAGAGGGAUGUCACCAGAGCUUCAUGCAAAGUCUUUUGGCACCACAUAUUCCUGAGCAAAAUGGGCACCAGAGAGCAGCACAGGGCUGUAACCCAGGGAGUAUAGAGUACAACUGUGUUCCUGGGACCUCUGCUGGAGAACUUCAAGCUAAAUCUUCUAGUCCUAAUUUGCACCCUGCACAGAAAGCUGCUAACAUACGUCUAGGGGACAAUAACAAAGGCCAUAUUUCUCAGGUGAGUGGAAAUUUGCAUGGUCUACCUGUAAGAGCAGGUCCACCCCAUCCUCCGACACCACACAGCAGUUCAGACACAGGACGCACGCAAGGCUCAACCAGGUCACUCUCAGCGGUUAGUCAGCGCCCCCACCAUAUUGGACCAGAUCCACAAAGCACAAAGAUCCGUCCUGCAGACCGACCACGGUCUGGAAACUUGAGACCUGGCAAUCCUUUUGAACCAGAAAGUUCCCUGCCACUUCCAUCAAGUGGAGGAGUGCUCCUUGGCCGUACACAAACAGGAAGUGAAGCUAGGCGAAGUAGCAUUGUGCGUUUCAUGUCAGAAGGUGCACAGGUCAGCAUUGACAACAAUUUGGUGUCAGACCCACAUCUCACCCAGAAUUUUGGCUUUCCCUUAAUUGGUGAAGGAGGAAUGAACCCACCACCUCCCAUUAAUGCCAAUGCAUCUUUCAUCCCACAAGUCACGCAGCCCAGUGCCUCUCGCACCCCAUCCCUUCUUCCUGUGGAACCUCAGAACACUCUACCAUCAUUUUACCCAUCAUAUUCUCCUGCAGCUCAUCCUAGCCUUCCGAGUGAGAUUCCUUUACAGUAUUUUUCCAAUCAGAUGUUUACAAGUCCAAGCACUGACAAGAGUGGCAGUGCACCAUUGAACAACCGCUUUGGUUCUAUUCUUUCUCCUCCUCGACCUGUGGGCUUUGCACAGGCCAGUUUCCCUCUUCUCACAGAUAUAACACCAAUGCCAAUUGCAAACUCCUCAGGCAUCCCACCUCAUUUACCCAACUUCAACCUGACUUCUUUAUUCCCUGAAAUUGCCACAGCAAUGCCUCCGGAUGGCACCUCUAUGCCAAUGUCCCCUUUAUUGUCGCUUGCUAACACUACUUCCUCAGACUCAAAUAAACAAUCUAAUCGCCCAGCCCACAACAUCAGUCAUAUCCUAGGACAUGAUGGGACCUCUGCUGUUUAAAGCAACAGCAUUAAGAAAAUAGUCUCUGUUUAUUCUCCCACCAAAUUUAAAUGCUCUCACCCCUUUUAUAGAUGAUUAAAAGGAUUUAUAGAAGAUAGUCAUGGCGGAAAGGCUUUUAAUCCUUUGGAAGCAGUUAAAGUGUGGAAUGUUCUCAGCUCCCACAUUAUGAUCACUUCAAAAUGAAUGGGGGGGAAAAAUCAGUAAAAUGUUGCAUGUGAUGUCUGUUAGCCUUUGGUAAGUUUCCUUUGCUUGGGUUUUCUGCGGAUAUUUGGGGCUAUCAUGGUUCUACAUGAUGUACAAUUUGUUCCAGGUUUUUUAUCAUAAGAGCAGCUCCCAAUGUUUAAUAGGAAGAACAUUCUAUAACUUGUUUUAUUCUGUAGCGACAAUAGUAACUAGGUAUAAAAUGCCACAGCUGAAAAGGAUAUAACUGCAUUUAAUGCUACAGUAAAUAUAAUUGUUUUGUAAAGUAUGUUUUUCCAGUGCUUAAAAUUGUUUUCUUUUACAUCAAUUCUCCUGCAGAAAACAUUCCAAAAGAACUUUUACUUAUUUAUGAAAAACAUUGCAUUGUCUGUAGAUAUUUGUAAAAAUGAAAAGUUAUUAAAGUUUUUAAUGUAAAAAUCUUGGAAUGUUUUUGUUCUCCCUUUCUGAAUUUUGUUUAGGGUGUUAUUGUGUUGAGCUGUUUGCUCUUUAUUUUUGUAUUUUUUUGAAAAGCCUAAUUUUCAGAUUGCUUGUUAAAGCAUGUUAAAUCCACCAGAUGUCAGUACCUUUAAAGAUUGUUUUGGCAUUAGUUUAGCUCAAAAUAGCUGAACAAAAACAUUCCUUAGUGUCCAUUAGCUAUGAACUACAGCCUACAGUUUUAUCUGUAUUUUUCACAUUGCAAAGUCUAGCAUGUGAUAUUUAGGACAGAAUUCACACUAUCUAAUUAGGGGCCAAGCACUGAAGGUGCCGCAGCACCUAUUGUUUUCGUUAUUAUUAUUAUUAUUCCUCCUCCCCAGAGGGAGGCUAUGGUAGCCCAUAGAACCGUACGUAGGAAAAUGUUGAAAUUUGGCACACUGAUAGGUGUGGUCAUGAAUAGCCCCAUACCACAUUUGGGGUCUCUAGGCAGGGCCGUAGCAGGGAAUUCUGGGCCCCCUGACUCUAUAUUGUUCUGGGCCCCUUUCAAAUAAAAAAAAUACAGUCUAAAAUUUGUUGUGGGCUUCCCUGGACCUGUGGGCCCCUAGAAUCAUUACCACCUUUCACCCCAUUAGCUACGGCCCCGUCUCUAGGACAUACCCUAUUGCACCAACACCAUGUAAGAAAUUCACUUUUCUUUUGCAUGUAUCUUUUGAACUGUUUGGCCUAGACACAAUUCUUUUUUUUUGCUGAUUCCCUUACAUCCCCUUACAUUAAAAUUUCACCCAUGACAGUGGCCACCAUCUUGGAUUGACAUUCAUUGUUUUUUCACUACUAUUCCUUCAAACAUUACCCAGUUCUGCUAAGCAAGGUCUCAAAAUUAUCUCCAGACUGAGCCACACAGAUUGAAUAAAUUCACAUUUUUAUUUU